Molecule: messenger RNA, 957 nt
Organism: Letharia columbiana
Lineage: Eukaryota; Fungi; Ascomycota; Lecanoromycetes; Lecanorales; Parmeliaceae
Exons: 3
Coding region: 1-957 (318 amino acids)
Molecular function (GO): NADP binding; oxidoreductase activity
Source: RefSeq, a predicted model, not a curated record
AUGCCACCUUCUCUGGCGACCGUAGGCGUUGCCUCUAUCGGCGAGAUGGGCGUAGGCAUUGCGAGGCUCUUGAGCGCCCAGAACUAUAGAGUAUUGACAAAUAUCUCAGAUAGAAGUGAGUCAACCCGUCAGCGUGUCAAAUCCGCUUCAAUCGAGCUGGUAGACACGGAUCAGGAGCUCGUUGCUCAAGCAGACUACAUCCUGUCGAUUGUUCCCCCCCGGGACGCUAUCAGCACAGCCAAGAGGUUCACCGAAGCAGCAGCUGGACAUGUCAGAGACCCGGAGCAAGAACCGCUCUUCUACAUUGACCUUAAUGCCAUCAGUCCCAAUGGAGCACGAACGCUGGAACUCCUCUUGAAGGACUACCCGAUGAUGAGAUUCCUUGACGGUGGGAUCAUCGGAGGCGCCCCAAAAUUCAAACCAGAUGGUAACUGGACCAAACCCAGCAUCGUCGUCUCCGGUCCUCACAGUCUCGAUGACGCUCCUAUCAGCGGCGCGCAUCUUGCAAAAGUUCUCAAUAUCAAGCACAUAGCCGACAAGAUUGGUCCCGCCAGCGGAUUGAAAAUGUGUUUUGCAUCCACCACCAAGGGCUUGACAGCAAUCGCAAUCCAAUCAUUCACCACAGCACACACCCUCGGGGUGCUCGACGACCUGCAAGCACAUCUCAAAGACUACAGCCCCAAAACAGGAGAGCUUGCGGCCCAAGGAUUGGUGGGUAUGCCGCCCAAAGCGUACAGAUGGGUUGAUGAGAUGAAGGAGAUUGCAGAGACUUUUCGUACCGAAGGAGGAUUUGAGACAAACUUGUUCGAUGGGGUUAGUGAAGUCUUUAGAUUUGUAGCAGAUGAAACAAACCUAGGAAAGGAGAAGACGGAAGACAGGAGGGUGGGUAAGACACCGGAAGAUGUUGCAAGGCUGGUGGGCCAGGGGUUGGAGAGGAAGAAGGAGAAAGUAGAGUAG